CUGGCUGGCUGCUGUGCAGUGCUACAUGGAUGAGGGUCUCUGAUCUGAGUUGGGAUAUUCAGAUGACUGCUACAAAUGGUCCACUUCAACGGAUUAAAGAUCUCAGAUUUGCUGUAAGAUGGAGAUUGGACCUGAUGAAGAAGUCUUCCCUGCUUUCUUUGAAACUGUGAAACUUGUCCUGUCCAAGCUCUGGCUCAUCUCUGACACCACCGACCAUAUGUCUUCUUAUAAGCGGGCGACGCUGGACGAGGAAGAGCUGGUGGACGCUAACAACGAGGGUGAGAUCUACCCUAAUGGGGUGCAGGUGCACCUGCGAGGGGUUCGGCGGCAGGGCAGCUGCUGGACGGAGAGGACGCACGUGGAGAAGAGGCUUCUGGUGGUGGUAGCGGUCCUCUGCAUCGGGCUGUUGGCAUGCCUGCUAUCCCUGGCCCUGCAAUACAGGAACGAGAAUCGCGUCUGCCUGUCUGAAUCCUGCAUCCUGGUGACCAGCACCAUCCUGCACUCGCUGGACCAGUCCGUGGAUCCGUGCCAGGACUUCUACAGCUAUGCCUGCGGUGGAUGGAUCAAAGCCAACCCUGUGCCCGACGGGCACUCUCGCUGGGGGACCUUCAAUGAGCUGUGGGAGCACAACCAGGCCGUUAUGAAGCACAUCCUGGAGAACACAACCAUGAACUUCAGCAGCGCCGCAGAGCACAAAGUACAACGAUACUACCAGGCCUGCUUAAACGAGACCAAGAUCGAGGAGCUUGGUUCUAAACCUCUGAAGGACCUCAUAGAAAAGCUCGGUGGCUGGAGUAUCCUUGGUCACUGGGAUAAAGAGAACUUCCAGGAGACCCUACAGGCGGUCACCGCUUACUACAGGGUCUCGCCAUUCUUCACGGUGUUUGUCAGCGCGGACUCCAAGAACUCCAAUAGCAACGUGAUCCAGAUAGACCAGUCCGGACUGGGUUUGCCAUCAAGACAGUAUUACCUGAACAAAACGGCCAAUGAGAAGGUCCUCACCGGAUACUUCAACUUCAUGGUCCAACUGGGAAUGCUCCUGGGCGGAGAGGAGAACCACACAAGGGAACAGAUGCAGGAAAUCCUGGAUUUUGAAACUGCCCUGGCCAAUAUCACUAUACCCCAAGAGGAGAGGCGGGAUGAGGAGCUUAUCUACCACAAGAUCACAGCUGGGGAGCUGAAGGACCUGAUGUCUGUGGUCGAGUGGAUGGCCUUCCUCCGAGCAGUCUUCCAUCCUGUGGAGAUCAAUGAGACUGAACCGGUGGUGGUGUAUGCUAAACAGUAUCUCAUUGAUGUGGCCAAUCUCAUCAACAGCACAGAUAAGAGGAUCCUGAAUAAUUACAUGAUCUGGAACCUGGUGCACAAGACCUGCUCUCUUCUGGAUCACAGGUUCCAGGACGCGGAGGAAAAGCUGAUCGAGGUUCUGUAUGGGACUAAGAAGAGCUGCACCCCACGCUGGAAGUUCUGCAUUGCGGACACCGAUAACAAUCUCGGCUUUGCCCUGGGGGCGUUGUUUGUGAAGUCCAGUUUUGCGGAGAGCAGCAAGACCCGGGCGGUGCAAAUGAUCAAAGGAAUAAAGAACGCCUUUGAGGAGAGUCUGCAGACUCUGAAGUGGAUGGAUGAAGACACUCGCAAAGCCGCCAAGGAGAAGGCUGAAGCAAUCUAUGAUAUGAUCGGGUACCCCAACUUCAUCAUGGAUCCCAAAGAGCUGGACAAAGUAUUUAAUGACUACGACGUGACGCCGGAGCUGUACUUUGAGAACGUUAUGCUGUUCUACAACUUCUCUGCGCGAGUGACGUCAGACCAGCUGCGCAAGGCUCCCAACAAGGACCAGUGGAGUAUGACGCCCCCUACUGUGAACGCCUAUUAUUCUCCUACCAAGAAUGAGAUUGUGUUCCCCGCAGGAAUCCUGCAGGCUCCGUUCUACACCAGCUCCCUACCCACGGCUUUGAACUUUGGUGGAAUCGGCGUAGUGAUGGGACAUGAGCUGACCCACGCGUUUGAUGACCAAGGCCGGGAGUACGACAAGGACGGGAACCUCCGCCCCUGGUGGAAGAACUCUUCCAUCGAGGCCUUCAAGAAGCAGACGGAAUGCAUCACGGAGCAGUACAGCAGCUACAAGGUGAACGGCGAAGCCGUGAAUGGGAAACACACCCUGGGGGAGAACAUUGCGGACAACGGAGGACUGAAAGCUGCGUACCGGGCGUACCGGAACUGGGUGAAGAAGAACGGGGAGGAACAGGUGCUGCCCUCCUUGAGUCUCUCUAAUGACCAGCUGUUCUUUGUAGGGUUUGCCCAGGUCUGGUGCUCCGUGCGUACGUCGGAGAGCUCACACGAAGGCCUCAUCACCGAUCCGCACAGCCCGUCCCGAUAUCGCGUCAUUGGCUCCGUGUCCAACUCCAGAGACUUUUCCAAACACUUUCAGUGUCCGGCGGGCUCGCCCAUGAACCCAACGCAGAAAUGUGAAGUGUGGUAGUGCGGUGGGGAGAGGAGAUUUGGUGAAACCACUGACGGGGGAAGGUGGGGGUACCAGUGUGGAUCCCUGCUCCCCACAACACAUGUUGAGGAGGGGUGGGGUAGUUGGCCAAAGCUGUAAUUACCCCCCUCCCCUUUCAGCAGCUUUUGGGCUGUUGAGUAACUGAGUGCACUAAUCUGUAGACUGACAUUUUGUAUUCUGUGUGUGUAGGGUUCUCCACUAGAAGCGACCCCUAUUCUAUAGCACUGACUUGGUAGAAAUAGGGCUAUGUACGCCUGUGUAAUUCAACACUGCGCUCACUGCGGGUGCCAUAGCCACAUCCAAUCACUUCUUGUCCAGAUGGAUCUGUAUUAUUGUACAUAUUCUAUACAUGUGUAUAUAAAUGUGACUUUUGUA
This is a messenger RNA of Pseudophryne corroboree (corroboree frog), 2872 nucleotides long. RefSeq names its product endothelin converting enzyme 1 (gene ECE1). Lineage: Eukaryota; Metazoa; Chordata; Amphibia; Anura; Myobatrachidae. Gene Ontology annotation, cellular component: plasma membrane. The record is from RefSeq and is a predicted model, not a curated record. Bases 119 to 2476 code for a protein of 785 amino acids. Gene Ontology annotation, molecular function: metalloendopeptidase activity. Gene Ontology annotation, biological process: peptide hormone processing. The transcript is spliced from 22 exons.